Messenger RNA from Rhagoletis pomonella (apple maggot), 2968 nucleotides. RefSeq names its product vesicular glutamate transporter 1-like. Gene Ontology annotation, cellular component: excitatory synapse; synaptic vesicle membrane. The transcript has 9 exons. Gene Ontology annotation, molecular function: neurotransmitter transmembrane transporter activity; L-glutamate transmembrane transporter activity. Gene Ontology annotation, biological process: monoatomic anion transport; transmembrane transport; neurotransmitter loading into synaptic vesicle. Lineage: Eukaryota; Metazoa; Arthropoda; Insecta; Diptera; Tephritidae. Bases 949 to 2904 code for a protein of 651 amino acids. The record is from RefSeq and is a predicted model, not a curated record.
CCGUUUAAAACUCCGACCACAAAGUAUCUUAACAAUAAAUGCAUAAAAAUACCUCGUUCGUAUUAAAUCCUAAGUGAAUAUUAUUUAUUGUCUCCCAUAAAUUUAAUGAAAUAAAAUAUUCGAAAUUCAACUAAAACUUCGCAAGACAUAAGAUCCGAGGAUUACGCUAGAGCAGCGCUGAAAAUGGAUUACGCUAACUUGAAAUAAAUGGAGAAUGACCCCAAAACGACGCCCACGACUGCUACUGCUGCUGUCUUUGCUGGUAGACCAGAAACAAACAGAAGAAUAACACACAAGCUGAGCAACAACAACUACAACAAAUUACAGCAACAAUAAUCCUACUACACAACAAACGGAAUUAUGAAUUCCUACAAAUAAAAUGAAAUAAAAUAUCUGCUCAUAUGAAUGUAUGUAUGUAUGUCUGUAUGUGUACAUGUGCGCAUACCAAUGUACAUAUGUAUGUGUGGCGUUUGCACUGAAGUCGUAAAAGGCGAAUUAGAGUGAAAACUGGGCAUAAAUGCGCGCUGUUGUGCGUCUGCAGCUUUGAAAUCGAAAAUUGUAGCAUAACUUUGGGCGCACAAGCAUGCUGCUGUGAAAUUAACGCGCGCGCACACACACACACACAAAUAAGCGAAUUAGUGUGAAAAGGUGUGAUAAAAAUAAGUGGAAAGUGGUCGCGGUAGUGAAGUUAGAAUUUGGAGACUCGUGCAGUGCUUGAGUGCGUUGGGCGGUCGGAACACCCACAAGGCGGUAAUCAACUUUCCGUGCAACAUAAAGCGGACCAACCGCGAGUGUUUAAAAAUUAUAUAUAUAUAUAGCUAUACAACAACAACAACAACAAGAAAAUUUUAACUGCUUACCAGCAAGAAGCGCAAUCACAACAACUACAACAACAACAAUAUCAGCAACAAUCAGCGCAGCAAGCAGCAGGGUAGCAUCCUCAUCACCAUGAAGGGCUUAACAGCGUUUAAGGAGAAAGCCACGUCCGCCUUUAGUGGCAUAAAACCGAACAUCGAAAAAUUUGAAAUCUCUAAAAACUAUCAAGGCGGCUAUGGUGGUUAUGAGGAGAUGGAAGAGCGCGACAAGAUUGGCGAUGGACCCGGUGGUGGCAUACCAUACGAUGAUGAUAGACCCGAUUCGCCAGCCUCAUUUGAGGAAAUCGAACGCCCGCCAUUACGAAAAAUCGACAAAUAUCUUAAAGCCGAGUGCCCUUGUUUGCCAGCGCGUUACACGAUUGCGGUGAUGGCAUGCAUAGGAUUUAUGAUAUCCUUUGGUAUGCGUUGUAAUAUGUCGGCGGCGAAGCUGAAAGGCGAACACAAUCAUACGACUUUCAUGAAUUGGAGUGUCGCCGUGGAGAGUCAUGUGGAUUCGUCAUUCUUCUGGGGCUAUUUGAUCACACAAAUACCGGGUGGUUUCAUAGCUUCCAGAUUUCCGGCUAAUAAAAUCUUCGGAUUGUCCAUUGUAUGCUCGGCAACGUUACAUUUGUUGGUGCCAUUGGUGAUGGCCGUGUGUCACGGUUAUGUUGUUAUAGGUGUGCGUGUAACGCAGGGACUAUUCGAGGGUGUCACCUAUCCGGCCUGCCAUGGCAUUUGGAGAUUUUGGGCGCCACCCAUGGAGCGUUCGCGUUUAGCAACUUUGGCGUUCAGCGGUUCGUAUGCGGGUGUUGUUGUGGGUCUACCGCUGUCCGGUCUGCUGGCCGAUGCGAUUGGCUAUCAGGCGCCCUUCUACGCUUACGGCACGUUUGGCAUAACAUGGUACCUCUUUUGGCUGUGGCUCUGCUUCGAGAAUCCCCGAAAACAUCCUGCCAUUAGCGUACCUGAACUGAAGUAUAUCGAGAAGUCGUUGGGCGAGACGUCCAUGCAGCCAUCGAUGCCAUCGAUAAGCACCACACCCUGGCGCGAGAUGGUGCGUUCCAUGCCGGUUUAUGCCAUUAUCGUUGCGAAUUUCUGUCGUUCUUGGAACUUCUAUCUACUCGUGCUCUUCCAAUCUUCAUUUCUGAAACACAAAUUUGGCUUCAAGGUCGAGGAGGCGGGCUUUAUUGGUUCGUUGCCGCAUUUGAUUAUGACCACUAUAGUGCCAUUUGGCGGCAUGUUGGCGGAUCAUUUGCGUAAGAAUGGCAUUAUGUCGACGACGAAUGUGCGAAAGCUCUUCAAUUGUGGCGGUUUCGGCAUGGAGGGGUUGUUCUUUCUGUUCGUCGCGCACUCCAAUACGGCGACUGGCGCCAUGUUUGCUCUCACCUGUGGCGUCGCCUUUAGUGGGUUUGCCAUUUCGGGCUAUAAUGUUAAUCAUCUGGAUAUCGCACCACGCUAUGCUAGUAUUUUGAUGGGUCUCUCGAAUGGUAUUGGUACUUUGGCUGGCAUAAUUGUGCCCUAUGCGCUCGAUGGUUUGAUUUACAGAGAUCCCACCGGCUGCUGGACCACUGUCUUCACGCUUGCCGCCUGCGUACAUUUAGUUGGCUGCACCUUCUACGGCAUCUUCGCUUCGGGCGAACUACAACCCUGGGCCGAACCACCGACUGAAGAGAAGCAGGUGUGGGCGCCACCAAUGGGAGCCAUAGCUGAAGAUCCCAGUCAGGGUGGUUACACCAAAGAGACGUCAUUCGGCGCACCACCACAAUACACCGAACAAAGUCAAAUGCAACAGCCGAAUGCCAUCAAUUAUGGUGCGACUGGUCACGUGGCCAACAAUCCAUUCGCCGCCAUGGCUGCCACUAUACCCGAGGAGAGUGUGGUGCCCGAGGCCACAGCUGGUGAUGCCAGCGCGUAUGGGGUAUAUGACUAUGCCCAACAACAAACAAUACAGUCUCAAAUGCCAACCUACGACCAACAAUACCAACAGCCGGCGUAUCAGCAACAACAACAACCACAACAACUCAGCUACCAACAACCCUAUCAGCCACAAUAGAAAGUACAGGCGGAAUGAAAGGAACACGGGGAACUAAGGGGAGUUAAUAAAUAAUAGAAAUAAA